AUGCUGGGAAUAGGCAUAUGGGCGGAAGCUCUAGCAGCUGUUCAACUUGAGAACGGAGACGCCCCAGAUCCAGAUGCAGAGGCUCCAGGAGAAGAGUUUGUAGGGAAGGAAGAGGAGGAUGUGUUUGAAAGUGACUUUGAAAGUACCGAUGAAGAAGAGUAUGCAAAACAAGGUGUUGACGAUGGGGAGAAACAAGUGCAGAUGGAGGAGAAGGCUGAACGCCGUGCAGCUCGCGCAAAAGCGUCCAAAAUCGGAGCUGCACCUACGCAGAAGAUUUUGGAAAGAGCCAUGAGGGGAGAGCCUGCGCCCAAGAAGAGACGCAUUUCAACCAAGAAUAACGUAGAAAAAAGGGCUAGUAUAUAUUGGGAUGCGACAAGACAGAGCGAGAGAUCAUCCACUGUCAAGCACAAGUUUCUUGUACAGGAGAGACUAAAGGAUGCUGAGAACCGAAAAGCUCAUGCACCCAGACGUCCACGUCCCAUUGCAGCUCCGAAAACGCAAGAUGAACUGAUUGCUGCGGCACUUGAACUAGAAGAAAAGAAUACCAAAGCAUUGAACGAGUUUUUGCAAAAGGAAGAAGAGAAGCGGGCCGCUGCACGCAAAGUUGUGCGGCUGAAGAUCGAGGGACCGGUGAUUAGGUGGAUCAGUCGAGGGGAGGUCCCCAGGAUUGAAGAGGUCAAGGUAGAACAAGGGACGAACGAAACAUCAAUUGUGUCAUCGCAGGCUCCGGUUCAACCCCCCAUCAUUCAAGCCCCUUCCACUCAGGACCCCGUUACUCAUGCAGUUUCUGUCCCAGUGGAAAAAAAUUCAACGCCGGUAUUACUCGAGGACUCCACCCCUCUUGUUUCUACCUCUACCUCUGCCCCUGUCUUUACCCCUGUCUCUACCCCCGCCCCCGUUUCUACUACGAGUCACGCUUCAAGCCGAGCGAGCACCCCAUUGAGGACUCAGCGCAUGCAAGUAUAUGUCGAGAUACCCACACCAUCCAAGUCUAUGCGGCGUUCUCUAUCUUCUUCAUCAGUACAGGGGUCGUCCUUGGCUCUGCGUGGUCGAGAAGCUUCGCCUUCGCCUGUAAUUUCACGAGGACUCAGUGCUCCCUUGUCUCAGCCACCGGUCAGGUCACCUCUAUCUUCGACAGCAUCCUUACCUAGGAGUCCAUUGAGUACUUGCGAGCCUCUAGUACCUGAGAUUGGUUCUUCCAAGCCACCUGGGUCUGUGCUUUCUCAACCUUCAAGAAUUACUUCGACCCAGUCUUCUGAGACCGCAUCUUCGCAACUUCCGGAAUCCAUUCUUCCCCAGGCUGACCCCCUUCACAAUUUACAUCGCCCAACAGUCGUACGCCAGUCGAGUGUGGGCUCCUCAAGUUCGAGCAAAAGUAAAGGAAAGAUGAUCAUGUUUGUGGAGAUACCAGUACGGAAGAAGGAAAGGAGCGGGACGCCGGUACCUGAUUCGACUGCGAGGACCGAGCAGAGUUCUGGCGGGAUGGUGCAACAACGUUCCUCUCUGUCCGAUCCUCCAUCUUCCACCCCUAUUCCUCCUCCAUAUCUUGGACCCGGUCCUUCCGGUUCCUCCACAGCUGCUCUCACUUUACCUGCACGCACUAUCCCUUCCGCGCCUAUUACGCACUCUGGACCUACUGCUUGCCCCGUUCAGAAGCAAAUGCGCAACUAUGUGGUUGUAGAGUACGGUGGAGGAGCUCGUGCGUCGUUUGGCUGGAACAUGCAGGCCAUGUUCGGGAAUCAUGCGGAUUGGGAAGACGUGCUGCUUCACGGAGUCAAACCGCUUCAUCCAGUCAAGCCGACUUGUGCCAUAACAGGUCUUCCUGCACCUUACCGAGAUUCAAGGACGGGCAUACCAUACGCGAAUGCAUAUGCAUACAAGACGCUCACACGAUUACUGGCGCAUGAGUUUAUUUGGUCCAAGGAGAGGGGGUGUUAUGUAGGUGAUGAAGGGAAAGAUCCGGCGAAGGGUGUGCCAGCAAACUGGAGGAGCGCUGCAUCUGGCCGGUUGUAA
Messenger RNA from Rhizoctonia solani, 2013 nucleotides. Its product is annotated as kinesin family protein. The record is from RefSeq and is a predicted model, not a curated record. Gene Ontology annotation, molecular function: ATP-dependent H2AZ histone chaperone activity. The transcript has 6 exons. Gene Ontology annotation, cellular component: nucleus. The coding region runs from base 1 to 2013 and encodes 670 amino acids. Gene Ontology annotation, biological process: chromatin remodeling; regulation of DNA-templated transcription. NCBI's taxonomy places the organism in Eukaryota, Fungi, Basidiomycota, Agaricomycetes, Cantharellales, Ceratobasidiaceae.